GUGUGCGUCAACGAGCGGGGUCUCUGCUGCUGCUGCUGCUGCUGCUCGCGGACAAAACCACACGCAGCUGCUUUCAUUCUCCAGAGCUCGCAACUGCACGCACAGAAGGGGGCUCGCGCUGCUUGUUGCGGGGAUCUCACCUCUGUUGGACUUGACUGAGGAGGACGCGAAUACUCAUUUUGCCACCUGAUAACGUCCGCACAGCACAGCUGAGCAUUACAAGUGGCAUUUUUGUUGAGAACAAACUUGUGAACCCUUAAAGCCUCUAUCCCGCCACUGGUUUUUAAUGUGUUUUAUGUGUUUGCGUUCAACAGUGAGGUAGACUUCAUGCAGGCAAAUUAUCCAGGAGUACCGGCGUGUGAUUUAUCCCCGUGGAUGCAGCUGUCGGGGUCGGCGUCUGAGCCCUGCAGGAUCAGCCUGUCAUAGGGCAGCAUGAUUUUUGUGUUUCUUCAUAAGUGGAUGAGGAGUAUUUCUCCGGAGAUGCUGCUGUUGGUGCAGAUACUGUGGUUUUUACCUCUGACCGGAGCGGCUCCUUCUCAGACUACAGAGCAGCUGGACACAGGGGUGGACUGGCUGAGCAAGUUCGGCUACCUCCCGCCCCCUGACCCAGUGACGGGUCAGCUUCAGACCAAGGAGGCCCUGACCAAGGCCAUCAAAGCCAUGCAGAAGUUUGGAGGGCUGAAGGAGACCGGAGUCUUUGACCAAGCUACACUGGGUCUUAUGAAAACACCCAGAUGUUCUCUGCCAGAUGUGUCUGAGGCGGAGGGGACAAUGGGCCGCAGGAAACGCAGCCCGACACCCCAGAACAAAUGGAAUAAGAGGCAUCUAUCCUGGAGAGUGAGGACCUUCCCAAAGGAUUCAGCCUUACUUGGCAGGGACACCGUAAGAGCCCUGAUGUAUUACGCAUUGAAGGUCUGGAGCGACAUCGCACCACUCAACUUCCACGAGGUGGCAGGAAGUGAUGCAGACAUUCAAAUCGACUUCACUAAGGCCGACCACGACGAUGGAUAUCCCUUUGAUGGGCCAGGGGGCACCGUGGCACACGCAUUUUUUCCCGGAGAGAGGUUCACAGCUGGGGAUACGCACUUUGAUGACGACGAGGCCUGGACCUUCAGAUCUCCAGACUCUCAUGGGAUGGAUCUGUUCGCAGUUGCAGUCCACGAAUUCGGUCAUGCCAUCGGUCUGGUCCACACCUCAGCCAUGGAGUCCAUCAUGAGACCAUACUACCAGGGUCCUGUGGGAGACCCUCUGAAAUAUGACCUGCCCUAUGAAGACAAGGUCCGCGUCUGGCAGCUUUACGGUGUCAGAGACUCAGUGUCCCACACAAACAGACCUGGCAACCCAUCCCAGACAGCCGAGCCUCCUGUCCUGCUGGAUCUUCCUGAGAACAGAUCCACUUUCCUGCUGGCGCGAGAUGCCCCCGACAGAUGCACCAGUCACUUUGAUGCAGUGGCCCAGAUUCGAGGGGAGGCCUUCUUUUUCAAAGGAAAGUAUUUCUGGCGACUAACCCGAGAGAAGCACCUGGUGUCGCUGCGUCCAGCUCAGAUCCAUCGCUUCUGGAGGGGCCUCCCAACCAACCUGGACAGUGUGGACGCUGUGUAUGAGAGGCCAGGGGACCACAAAAUAGUCUUUUUCAAAGGUCUGAAGUACUGGAUAUUUAAAGAUAACAUCGUGGAGGAGGGUUACCCUCGUCCGAUCAGUGACUUUGGCCUUCCCUCUGACGGCGUGGAUGCGGCCUUUGUUUGGCUCCACAACGACAAAACCUACUUCUUCAAGGACAGCAGCUACUGGCGCUACGACGACCACCUGAGACGAAUGGACCUUGGCUACCCUAAAGACAGCACGCUGUGGAAGGGGCUGCCACCAAACCUGGACGAUGCCAUGAGGUGGUCUGAUGGCUCGUCCUACUUCUUCAAGGGGAAGGAGUACUGGCGGGUGCCGGGCAGUGACAUGGAGGUGGAGGCAGGAUUCCCCCGCCUCAUCGCUAAAGACUGGCUGCUGUGCACAGAGAUGCAGUCGGACUCUCCGGACACAGAGCCCAAAAGCACGGAGACGAAAGGCAACGUGCAGCAUCACCCGGACCACGCGGAGAACGGGUACGAGGUGUGCUCCUGCACCUCUGACACUGCGUCGCCUUUAGGCGUUCGUCUCUCACCCUCUCCCCUGUGGCUGCUGCCACCUCUCUGGACGCUCUCACUGGCCCUCCACUCUGAACUUCUAUGAUGCCAAAGCACGGGACAUAGUUCCUGAGCUGAUGGGCGGGGGGCCAGAGGACCCUCAGUGGAUGCAAAAACCAGAACAUUUUGUUCUUAUAUCAUUUGGUAUCUUUUUGCGCUUAUUUUGCUGUUAUUUAUUUGACAUGUUGUUUGGCGGGCACUGAGUAGUCAUCCUUAUAGGCAUCAGUUCACCCACAAUGCUUGGCAGAGUUUUUUCUGAAUGGUCACACUGCAUCAUUUUUGUGAGGAAAAAGCCUAUUGAAUAGAAAUGUGUUCCAGGAGCACCAACAGUUAUUGUCCACAUGUGCAGCAGGUUUGCAGCAACAGUGACUCAAAUACAAACCAUGUGGGGGUGUUUGCAGGUGAAAUGGAGACAGCAUGCCAAGAAAUUACACUUCCCAAUUUUACAUCACUUUACAGAUGCUUUUUUACAGGGUACACCACCUGAAUUUUAUUACAAUGACCAAAAACAUGUUUUCACACCUCACUUCAGUGAUAUGCAGCCAUAGUACAACACAUAGAAUUUCAUUUUUCUUUUCUGCACACAUCCAAUUUGAUAUCCAAUUUAAAAAACUCAACAGUAUGUUUGCAAAAAACAAAGUCAGCGUGACUCAGGAUAACCUGCUGAAGUCAGGGGGAUUAUUUUCUCCUCAUUUAAAAGUAGCUCCAGUGAAAACAGUUUAAACAAAGUCUGUAGAUUACAGAGAUAACAUGACAUUUUUUUCUAAGGAGACAGUUCUGCUGAAUUUGAAGUUGUAUAGAUUGUUGCUGUGUGCAUCAUCCAGCUGUAUUGUAAGGGGAUGCUGCAGAAACUGUAGCCAUGAACACAAAUCUACCUGAAUGUCAAGAGCUAAAGUUGACUGAGUUAACUGACCUUUUAAUAAACCACAGAUUCCACACCAACACACACAUGCAAACACAUCCAUGUACUUAUCAACAUGAUGGCAGGCGUGUGAUAAUAAGUGUGAUGUUCUGGCUCCUGCUCUUGCAGAAAAUGUGUAAACUUCCUCCUGUGAGAGCUGUUUGGAUGGACGGUUGAGUCAGUGGAUUGUCUCCAUGAGUAUCACUUCUCCUGCAUAAAUCCCUCACUAUCACUCUAAAGAGAAGAACUGCUGCUCAUGUACUUAUUUCUAUGGAGUCAUCACUCUCCACCUCUGGUUUGGAAGCAUUCCCUGCUCUUGGUUAGGUUUUAUUAAAAUCUAAUGAGGUUGUAUUCCUGUUAAUUUCACACCAAUGAUUAUAGAGUUUUAAAGUCUUUUUGUGACUCCUGGACAUUUAUUUUAUCAUCCUUAGCUCCUUCUGAAAGCAAGAGUCACAACCUGGCUCUUGAUUUAUUCUUGCUGUAAAGAUAUAUUUACCUAUAGACUGAUAUAUUUGAGUUGAAAGGCUCUGCAGUUAUUGCAGAACCAAGUGGACUGUGUAUAUUUUAAGCUGUGUUUUCUAAUGUAAAAUAUUUUUGUAAAAAAGAAUAAAACCAAUCUGAAUUAUU
Notolabrus celidotus (New Zealand spotty) is the source of this 3705-nucleotide messenger RNA. RefSeq names its product matrix metalloproteinase-17-like. Gene Ontology annotation, molecular function: zinc ion binding; metalloendopeptidase activity. Lineage: Eukaryota; Metazoa; Chordata; Actinopteri; Labriformes; Labridae. Gene Ontology annotation, biological process: collagen catabolic process; extracellular matrix organization; proteolysis. The transcript has 10 exons. The record is from RefSeq and is a predicted model, not a curated record. Bases 433 to 2223 code for a protein of 596 amino acids. Gene Ontology annotation, cellular component: extracellular matrix.